Molecule: messenger RNA, 2025 nt
Organism: Nematocida homosporus
Lineage: Eukaryota; Fungi; Microsporidia
Exons: 1
Coding region: 1-2025 (674 amino acids)
Source: RefSeq, a predicted model, not a curated record
AUGCAUAAUCAAAAAAGACGAAUUGGAUUUGAAUUAGUAUUGGCGAUUAGCCUUUGCCUGUUCAUGAUCAGCAAUUUAGUAACUGCCACAGGAGGCGAAUCAGAGAGACUCAACAGGACUCCACCGACUUUGGAAGAUCUAGCCAAACUCAACUUUGUUUGGGCCCAAAAGAUGCUAAAAGAGUAUAACAAUGGCCACAUCCGGUUCUUAACUGACGGGCCAAAGAGAAUACUGUGGUGCCCAUCCAGUAAAUCCUGGAUGUUUUGGAAGAAGAAGAGUAUCGGGACCCCAUUGAAAUCUAUCAAAGAUAAAGCAGUCAAAGCCAAGUUUCUGAGAUCUGGCUUUUAUGAUGAACUCCUCUUUUCACCCAAUGACUUAGAUUUAGUUAAACAGACCGCAGCUCUGCUGGUUGAGCUGUCUAAGCCCAAUAGUAAUUCUCUAUUUUUACAGCUUAGUAUUACUAAGGAUAUUCCCAAUUUGAUUGCGUUAUACGUCACUCUAAACGAGAAGCCCUAUGCUAAGCAAAUAACCCAAACAACUGUUCUGCCAGAGCACAUGGAAUUGGCUGAUAUUCUCGCUCGGUGGAUUCAUCAAAAGGUGUUUACUCCGGACGAAGUUGAUGAGCUUGAAAGGGCAGUAAUGGGCCCUAAGAAACCAGUCGAAAGCGAAUCCUCUGACAACCAAACACCAACCACGCCUGCUGUUAUUUAUAGCCAGGUCAGUCGAACACUAACCCAAGGCCGCAAUUUAUACCAAGCCCCUCUCGUCAACGGCAUGCACCCACUCAACAGAGAGCUGUACAGUUAUGGCCUCAACUACAUGUAUGACAGCAAAAGGAAGACGUUCGUUUUUAUUAAGCACAAACAGACCCUUAGAGAUAUGGCCUGGGAUGCCCGGUUUUCCUUUGAAGAUGCUGUUCGUUUGAGACAUGCUAGGGAUAAUGAGUACAAGAUAGUGAUAGAAAAGAGGGAAAUAGCCCAUUUUCAGAAAGCCAUGCAGAAUUACUUGGGCUACAAUGAGAACAAGAAGUUUCAACGAGAUAGCAGCCAGCUCAUCAAGUCCUUUAAAGAGUAUGAAAAGUCCCAAAACCCAAAGAAAUCACAACACAAGAAUAUAACGGUUAACCCAAAAUAUGAAGAGUUAGUAGUCACUGGGCACGAAAAGAUAGAAGAGGUCGAAGAGCUGGAGAAUGAGCAACAGAUAGCGACGGAAGGAGAAAAGCAGCAGCUAGAUGUGACCGAAUCACCGAAACCAAAUACAUCAGUGGCCUCUGAAGUGGAUGAAGAAGAGCAGCUAGAUGUGGCGGAAUCACCGAAAUCAAGUACAUCAGUGGCCUCUGAAGUGGAUGAAGAAGAGCAGCUAGAUGUGGCGGAAUCACCGAAAUCAAGUACAUCAGCGGCCACUGAAGCGGAUGAAGUAGAGAAGUUAGAUGCGACCGAAUCACCGAAACCAAGUACAUCAGCGGCCACUGAAGUGGAUGAAUUAGAGCAGCUAGAUGUGACCGAAUCACCGAAAUCAAGUACAUCAGCGGCCACUGAAGUGGAUGACGUAGAGCAGCUAGAGGAUGUGGUAAAACAGAUAAAGUCAAAGAGAAGAUUGGAUAUGACCAAUCAGCGGCUGAAAGAGAGCGAGGAGGCAUUGGCGGCAGCAAUAGAGGGACUGGACGCAUCAAUAAACAAGAGGGCCAAGCAGAUAGAGACACGGCAAAAGGUAGCGCAAUUGGCAAAAGAGCUAGAAGAGCUGAAAGAGACACUGAAAGAGGUAAAAGGGCUAGAAGAGGCACAGAAAGAGACAAAAGAGCCGGAAGAUUUAGAAAUGCAAAAGAGACUCGCCCAACUGAGAAAGGAACUGGGUGCCGCGGAAGAGGAGUUUGAGAAGCUGGCAAAAGAGCUGAAAGAGGCAAAGGGGCUAAAUGAGUUAGAGGAGCUGAUAGAAGAGCUAGAUGCGGAGGUAGAGAAACUUGAUAAAGAGAUGAAGAAUGCAGAGCACCAAAACGUAGCAACUACCAGUCCGCAAUCUAGUUAG